This is a messenger RNA of Naumovozyma dairenensis CBS 421, 1698 nucleotides long. RefSeq names its product amino acid permease. Gene Ontology annotation, molecular function: amino acid transmembrane transporter activity. The transcript has a single exon. Gene Ontology annotation, cellular component: membrane. NCBI's taxonomy places the organism in Eukaryota, Fungi, Ascomycota, Saccharomycetes, Saccharomycetales, Saccharomycetaceae. The record is from RefSeq and is a predicted model, not a curated record. Gene Ontology annotation, biological process: amino acid transmembrane transport. The coding region runs from base 1 to 1698 and encodes 565 amino acids.
AUGGAUAAAAAACAAGAAGAGCCAUUGAAAAAUGGCAAAAUUAAAUCCUCAUCCUAUGAACUAGACGACUACCCACUCCAUAGACGCACCAAUAGUGUACAUUCCAUCCCAUCCCAAAUAACGAUAGAAUCACAAGAAGAAGAAAUCGCCAAUGGUCAAAUAAGAGAAGCAGAAGUGAAACGUGAGUUGAAACAACGUCACAUCGGAAUGAUCGCCCUAGGAGGAACCAUUGGUACCGGUUUAUUCAUCGGUUUAUCCACUCCUCUAACUAACGCAGGCCCCGUUGGAGCACUGAUUGCAUAUUUAUUCAUGGGUACACUAGUGUAUAGCGUCACUCAAUCAUUGGGGGAAAUGGCUACAUUCAUUCCAGUCACUUCCUCAUUCACUGUCUUUUCACAAAGAUUCCUUUCUCCAUCAUUUGGGGCCGCAAACGGAUACAUGUAUUGGUUCUCUUGGGCUAUUACUUUCGCAUUGGAAUUGUCAGUCGUGGGACAAAUUAUUCAAUUCUGGACCUCUGCCGUACCCAUAGUCGCUUGGAUUAGUAUAUUUUGGGUACUGUUAGUCGCUAUGAAUAUGUUCCCCGUAAGGUUUUAUGGGGAAUUUGAAUUUUGGGUAGCUUCUAUUAAAGUGUUGGCUAUCAUGGGAUUCUUAAUUUAUUGUUUAUGUAUGGUUUGUGGGGCUGGUGUCACAGGACCUGUAGGAUUUAGAUAUUGGAGAAACCCAGGUCCAAUGGGUCCAGGUAUUAUCGCUAAAAAUUUGAAUGAAGCUAAAUUCCUUGGUUGGGUCUCAUCUUUAAUUAAUGCGGCAUUCACUUACCAAGGUACUGAAUUAGUGGGGAUUACUGCCGGUGAGGCUGCCAAUCCUCGUAAAUCUGUUCCUCGUGCUAUCAAGAAAGUAGUGUUCCGUAUUUUAUUUUUCUAUAUUGGUUCAUUAUUUUUCAUUGGUCUUCUCGUCCCUUACAAUGACCCAAAACUUACAAGUGAUGAUAGUUAUGUCGCUGCAUCUCCAUUCAUUAUCUCUAUACAAAAUAGUGGGACUCCCAUCUUACCUCAUAUCUUUAACGCAGUCAUUCUUUCCACCAUCAUAUCGGCAGCGAAUUCAAACGUAUACGUUGGAUCUAGAAUCAUGUUUGGGUUAAGUAAAAGUAAAUUAGCCCCACGUAUCCUUUCGAGGACAAAUAAAAAUGGUGUUCCAUGGGUAAGUGUAAUAUUCACAGGUUUAUUCGGUGCCCUUGCAUACAUGGAAACAUCCACAGGUGGUGAAGCUGCUUUCAAUUGGUUAUUAAACAUUACAGGUGUAGCAGGAUUCUUCUCAUGGUUAUUCAUUUCCAUCUCACACGUUCGUUUCAUGCAAGCUUUAGAAUAUAGAGGGAUCUCAAGAGAUGAUUUACCAUUUAAAGCAAAAUUUAUGCCUGGGUUGGCUUAUUAUGCUAUUUUUUUCAUGACAUUGAUCAUCAUUAUUCAGGGUUUCACUUCCUUUUGUCCAUCAUUCGAUGGGAUUGAUUUCCUAGCAGCUUAUAUAUCGUGUUUCCUUUUCAUCGCCAUCUGGAUAGUGUUCCAACUUUGGUUCCGUUGUAGACUCAUAUGGAAGAUUGAAGAUGUAGAUAUCGAUACGGAUCGUAGAGAUAUAGAGGAAGUGGUAUGGGAAGAUCCUCCUCCAGUCACAUUCUGGGACAAAUUCUGGAACGUGGUGGCAUGA